Knipowitschia caucasica is the source of this 1005-nucleotide messenger RNA. NCBI's taxonomy places the organism in Eukaryota, Metazoa, Chordata, Actinopteri, Gobiiformes, Gobiidae. The record is from the annotation of a GenBank genome assembly.
AUGAGCUCAGUAAAGGACAGAUCAGACAGCAGAGCUCUGAGCACGGCUAUAGGACCCUGUAGGACCCUGGGAGCCCGCACCCCUCCUCUUCACCUGUCCCGUGGCUCUCUCCAUCGCGCAGCCCGUCCCGAGUCAGUGCAGACUGUGACCAUGGUGUGGAGCGCAGGCUGUGUGCUGCUGCUGCUGUCGCUGCUGUUCUGUGGGCUGUGCGUGGUGCAUGGGGCAGACAUGGUGUUCCUGUGCCCGAGCUGCACAGCAGAGCGCCAGGCUCUGUGCGCCCCGCUCACCCACAGCUGUGUGGAGAUGGUGCGGGAGCCCGGCUGCGGAUGCUGCCCCGUGUGCGCCCGGCAGGAGGGCCACACGUGCGGGGUGUACACGCCGCGCUGCGCUACGGGACUGCGCUGCUACCCCACCCCCGGGGCCGAGCUUCCGCUGGAGACACUGGUGCAGGGCCUGGGUCAGUGUCGGAGGAGCGUGGAGCCAGAGCUGGCCACCCUGAGCAGUGCGCCUCAGCAACCCACCGGCGACAUGGUGCAGGUGGUCCCAGAGCAGGGCGCCAGCGAGGGGCCCGUCCUCACUAAGCCCAGCAAGCAGGCCCAAUGGCUGGGUCCCAAGGAGAGUGCAGUAAGGCAGCACCGGCAGGAGCUCAAGACCAAGAUGAAGAGCAACAAAGUGGAGGAGGUGAAGGCUGCGCGUCCCAGACAGACGCAGUGCCAGCAGGAGUUGGACCAGGUUCUGGAGAGGAUUUCCAAGAUGCCGUUCAGGGACAACCGCGGCCCUCUGGAGGAUCUGUAUGCCCUGCACAUCCCCAACUGUGACAAAAGGGGGCACUACAACAUCAAACAGUGUAAGAUGUCCCUCCACGGCCAGCGGGGGGAGUGUUGGUGCGUGAACCCCCAUACUGGACGUCCCAUCGCAGCCGCCCCCACCGUCAGAGGGGACCCCAACUGUCGGCAGUACUUCAGCGAGCAGGACCUGGAGCUGCCCGAGCCGGAGCACAUAUGA